Messenger RNA from Pneumocystis jirovecii RU7, 216 nucleotides. RefSeq lists its product as uncharacterized. The record is from RefSeq and is a predicted model, not a curated record. The transcript has 3 exons. Bases 1 to 216 code for a protein of 71 amino acids. NCBI's taxonomy places the organism in Eukaryota, Fungi, Ascomycota, Pneumocystomycetes, Pneumocystales, Pneumocystaceae.
AUGUUUGCGAUUGAGAUAAAAUAUGGUUUGCGAGAUGUAUUGAGAAUUGUUAUAGUUAUUUGCUGUUAUCUUUUAUUACGACCAUAUUUGCAGCGAUAUUUGAGGCAUAAGCAGGCGAUGCACUAUGAAGCAGACGAUAAAGCUGACUGUGGUGACAAGGACGAAGAUGCAGUGCUUUCUUGGGUACUUAAAUAUCAAGCAGAAAGUGUAGAAUAA